AACCUUCAAUAUGCAGAUCACCUCGUCCAAAAAAACGUGUUAAUUACGCUGAAAUAGAUAGUUCGGAUGAAGAGAGGGAAUCAAGGAAGAUAAGAAGAACAAAUAAUACCACUGAUUUGGAAUCGGCGGAAUCUCCAGUACCUAGAACCCCACCGCAAGCUCCGCGGGACUUAACGACAACUCCUAAUAAGUAUUCUGAAGAUAUAUCUAUAAUAUGCGCGUUUGAUAAAUCGGUCGCCGAGUUGACUUUAGAAAUCGGCGCGGAGCUUGCAAACAAACUUUAUUCUGUACGCAAUACUAACCCUCAAAUAUGGACGCCCGAUUUAGAAAAAUACAUUGACAAUGUCCUAAAAAAAUCCGGAAAACAAUUUAAAAAUGCAGCAUUGGUUGAUGUUCCGGACGACCUUUUCCGAUUGUACUGCGAGAAAGUUCUCCUAGAUUUCUACAAUCUAGUUGAUAUUAACCCCAAUAUGGACAGAAAGAUAGGCAAACAUAAAUACAUAACUUACCAAAUCUCGUCAAUUUAUAAAUUUUAUGAAAAAACAUUCCUUAACCUCGAUUUCGACUGGAUCGAGUCUCACGCCCGCUCUGCAAGAAUUAUAAAUUCGGAAAUUGUCAGGAUAGAUUCCAUAGCGACCAGACAUUACGAUGGAUUAGAUGUAUGGCACAUGGAGGUAGCUGGCGGACCAUGUAACGCGACAGACACAUACACCUUGGGCGAUACAAAAAAAACACUCCGUAUGGAUGUGUUAAAGUUGAUUGCUAUAUUGAGAAACCACUUGGAUUGUAAUGUGGAGCUCGCUACAAAGAUAAAGGUUUUUUGUACCCAGGUUAUCGGCACUCGGAUGACUCUGUAUGCACUUGGUAUGCUCCCAGAUGGAAGGUUUAUCUCUUCAGAACUUGCUACUGCAGUAGUCCCUUUUAGCUUCCAUGGCCGGAGUCAGUUCAAAGCUGUCUUCAGAAUGAUGGCUAUUUUUCAUGAUGAAUUAACGAAACAAGAAGAACUUAUGGGCGAGAUUGAUAGAAUUGUACUUCGAUCCAAAGGAACGACAGUUCGGCACGUAUUGAAAAUUCCGAGGAAUUAUUCGAGUGAGUUUAUGUAUUUAAGUUAG
Paraglomus brasilianum is the source of this 1112-nucleotide messenger RNA. The record is from the annotation of a GenBank genome assembly. NCBI's taxonomy places the organism in Eukaryota, Fungi, Glomeromycota, Glomeromycetes, Paraglomerales, Paraglomeraceae.